This is a messenger RNA of Mercenaria mercenaria, 4049 nucleotides long. Its product is annotated as dnaJ homolog subfamily C member 1-like. The transcript is spliced from 10 exons. Gene Ontology annotation, cellular component: endomembrane system. NCBI's taxonomy places the organism in Eukaryota, Metazoa, Mollusca, Bivalvia, Venerida, Veneridae. The coding region runs from base 2 to 1645 and encodes 547 amino acids. The record is from RefSeq and is a predicted model, not a curated record.
AAUGUCAAUUUCCGGUUGCCACCGAAAUAUUUUUUAUAUUUUUAUUUUUUUGUUUUUAGUCCAAAAUUCUGUUUUAUGCUGGGACACAGAUAAUUUAGAGCUGUAUGAUUUAGUGGAGGAAGUGAAUGAAAACUUUUAUGAUGUCCUAGGCGUGACAAGGAGUGCAUCGAGCAGUGAGAUCAAGAAGGCAUACAGAAAGAAGACAUUGGUUUUACAUCCUGAUAAAAAUGAAGCUGUAGAUGCCGAGGAACAGUUCAGAAAACUUGUUGCGGUGUAUGAGGUAUUGAAGGAUGAAGAGAAACGUGAAAAGUACAAUCAUGUGUUGGACUUUGGUUUACCAGACUGGAGACAACCUGUAUAUUACUAUAGAAAGGCUAGAAAACUUGGGCUGGUUGAACUGGCACUUGUACUUUGCCUUAUCAUUACCAUUGGUCAGUACUUUGUGUUGUGGGCAGUGUAUCUGGAGAGAAGAUUAGCCCUGGAAGACUUCUUUCAAUCCAAGAAGAAAAAGGAAACAAAGAAGAAAAAAUGUAAAGCAGCUGCACUGAAUGAUCAGAUUGACGAAGACCUACAAGAAACUUUACGAUCUAUCCCCAAACCUAACAUACGUAACCUAUGGCCAAUCACAUUCACUGUAUGGAGUAUUAAAACUGCGAUUGCUGUGCCAACAAUGGUAAAGGAAUGGAAAGAAAAGAAAAGAUUAAUGAAAGAAUGGGCAAAGUUAGAGAAGGAAGAGAGAGAGAGACAAGAAGCUCUGUAUAGAGAGGAAUUAGAAUUGAGAAAGCAGAAACGUAAGAACAAGCCUGAACCACGUAUAGCUGAGGCAGUGGAAGCUGAUCUUGCUCCAGUUGUUUAUGAUGCUCCAAAGGAACUAGAACAGGAAACAGCAGAUGCAUACAAACAGACUUUAAAAGAUGGUGCAUGGACAGAUGAAGAUUAUGUGAUGUUGUCAAAGGCCUACAUAAAAUUCCCUGGAGGAACCGCAAAAAGAUGGGAAAAAAUUGCAGAGAUGGUUGGCAGGCCUGUUGGGGAGGUGACAAACAAAUGCAAACAGAUGAAGGGGAAUUUUCAAAUGAAUCUCAGCUCGUCUGUUCAAGCUGGAACAAAGAAUUCAAAAAAACAAAUAGAUAUAAGUGAUGAGAUAAUCUCUACACUUAGUCCAGAGAGUAUUGGGCCAAAAAAUGAUAAUAGUGAAGUGACGGUAAGGAAGAGAAACAAGAAUAAACCUCAGAGUGAUACAGAAAAGAUAUCAGUUACCAAAAAUAGUACUAGUGUUGAGACUGGUGCCAAAGUUUCUAGUCAGAAAAGUGGAAAGCAAAAUAGAACAGCUGACAGCCAGCCAAAAAUUCUAAAUGGUGCUGCUAAUGACAAGCUUGUGUUGAAAGUCAAAGAUGAUAAAAGUAAAGAAGCUAAGAAGAUUGAGGAAACAUCAGAAGGAAAAGCAUUGGAUGCUGAAUCUUGGUCCCAGAACCAACAAGUAAUUUUAGAGUGGGCUUUGAAACAGUAUCCCAAAACAACUGAGCAACGAUGGGAAAAGAUUGCGGAACAUAUACCAGGGAAAAAUAAGGAUGAUUGUGUUGCGAGAUUCAAAUAUUUGGCUGACCUUGUCAAACAGAAAAAACAACAACAACAACAACAGUCUUGACGACAGUAAAUAGUUAGGGUAACAGAAUUAUCUUGGAAGUUAAAAUAAAUAAAGUUGAAAAUAAUCAGUGAUCUGUUUUAGUGUUUUUGAAAAAUAUGCAGGCAAUCAGGUAUUGGCAAUGUAAAUCAGUGUUUUCCAGACUGUUCUAAAGGCAUGUUGGGAUGUGUGCAUACAUGUACCAAGCUAAUUACUAAAAAAAAAUUAAACAGAACUGUACUGUUUAAUAUAAAUAAAGAUCAAGGAUUUCCGAUGAAAGGAUUUGAAGCUCUCUAUAUUCCAUGUAAAAGUAACAGAGUCACGCAGGGUCAGGAAAUUUGAGACAAUAUUAUUAUAUAUUGGCUGUAAUGGGGCCUAAGGGAUAGAACUCAUUAAAAUUUGUCUUCAUAUAUUUACAUUCGCCCUGUUCUUUUCCAUUGAAACUUUUGACAUUCAUUUCAUAUGAACAGCAAAAGGAAAGGCGUGAAAGUUACGUCAUCGCUGCUUAGUGAUAACCGACCGCUGUUUUGACAACGUCCGCAUAUAGUCAAGAAGAAAGUUCCUUAGAUGAUGUCACAGUUGUUCCGUCUGGCGAACAGAAUGGCCGGGAAGCUGAUUUUAAUGCUAAAUGCUACAAAUUAUAUGCAAUUUAUAAUAUUAUAUAGUUUACAAAUGGGAAGGAAAUAUAAUGUAAAUAUAAGAAAUGAAACUAUUGUUUUCGGUGUUCAUGCAAAAUGAACGACAGAAUAGGAUCAGCAAAUUAAACAUGGAUUUGCCGAUCCUAUUCUGUCGUUCAUUUCGCAUGAACACCGAAAAAAAUAAUUUCAUUUCCUAAGUAUUUCCUAUUGAAUUAUACUAUCAUAAAAAGGGAAAUAGCUCACUUUCUUAUUAAGCAGUGUAAAUUUUAGUAAUCUUUGUAUUUUACUGUACAAUUCACCCUUAAAUGAUUGUGUGAUAAAAACCAACUGAUACUGGUAUUUGUUUCAUCAAAAACAGAGCUAUCAUCUUCCUUCAUUAUUCAAAACAGUUGCAUUGCUUCGUAUCUAUUCAUUUAAGUCCUUAUAAAGACUGAAUGUCAUUUUCUGCUUUAUAGUAGCUUACAAAUAAAACAUUUUGAGUCUAUGAGACUAUAUGUGUGCAGAAAUGGCAUAUUGGAAAAAGCAUUUUCAGCAAAAAAGCAUUUUGAUAGACUUGAAGAAACCCUGAAUAGAUGAGGUUAUAUGUUGACUUGUGUUUUUACAUAGGUUGUGAUAUACUGUGAACUGUUAAUAUUCUGGACUCAGAGAAUUUUGCAGAAAGUUUUAUGUAUUUUAUAUUUGACUUUUUGUGUGUUAUUUACCCUUACGCUGCUAAAUUUCUAUAAUGGACUUGUCCAUCUUUCAAUUUGGACAGUAGUACCAUUAACUGUUAAGAGGGGUGUUUACCAAAAAGAUACUGACUGAAUGGCAAACAGUGCAGACCAUGGUCAGACUGCACGGAUGUGCAGGCUGAUCUUGGUCUGCACUUGUUGCCCCCAGCAGACUAAGGGUUAAAGUAUGUCUGUAUUCAAAAACUAGAAGUCUGGAAUUUAGAAUUUAAUUUUACAUAUCUAAACAGUUGUAAGUUGUUUUAAUGAUUAUAUUUAUGACUCAAAACUUGCAUACAUUACUGUAACAAUAGGAAGAAUCUGCUAGCAAAGUUUCAUAAAAAAACUGAAGCCAUUUAAUAAAAAAAUAGCAUUCAGAAGUUUAGACUGAAACUGUUGACCCAGGUGUUUUUUCUGUAGUUUGUGAGUGAUAAGGUGUUGAGCAGUGCCGAUUCCGGCAACUCCUGUAAUCUUAAACUGAAGAAAAAUGUAGACAACAGAAAUGAAAGUAGCCAUUUUUCCAUGAUCAAUACAUCAAACACCUAGCUGCAUAUGAACCCUUAUCCUGCUAAAUUUCUGUAAUGAACUUGUCCAUCUUUCAAUUUCGACAGUACAUUAACUGUUAAAAGGGGUGUUUACCAAAAAGAUACUGACUGAAUGGCAAACAGUCCAGAUCAUGAUCAGACUGCAUGGAUGUGCAGGCUGGUCAUGAUCUACACUGGUCGCAAAGGCAGAAUCAGUCACAUCCAGCAUGAUAAGGGUUAAGUACAGCAAAGGUGUCUGAGCUCAUUUUGCUGUCACAAGAUUAAGGGAGAUUCUAUAAGCUAUGUAUUAUGCGGGUUAAGGAUCAGUUUUUUUUUUGUAUCUUUUGCUAGAGGAUUAUGUUGCAAUAACAGUUCUUGCAGUUUCAAUUAGAUAUUUUGCAUUACCUUGACAACAGUAUUUUAUAUUAGAGGAUACAAUUUUUCUUUUGCCUUUGGACAUUUAGUUUGUGGUCAUUUAAGUAAACAUGGCUGUAUAUAGGUUUGCUUUGUAUGUAUGGAAAUAUUCUGUAGAUGGCAAUAAAAUAUAUUUUAUCUAGAA